Messenger RNA from Symbiodinium natans, 1200 nucleotides. The record is from the annotation of a GenBank genome assembly. Lineage: Eukaryota; Dinophyceae; Suessiales; Symbiodiniaceae.
AUGAUGGACGCCGUUUACCUCGGCAAGCCGUACGCCAGCGACACGCAUGGGAACGUUGUCGCUUUGGACACACAGCACGGCGAGGUUGUGUGGAAAGCGCAGUUCACGAAAGCAAACGGCCAGGACAACGAAAACGGUACUGGAAGGCUGCUUGCCUUUGCCGCCUUCUUGUUGUUGCUGGCAGUGUGUGCUCUCGUCGCGGAGCUACGAAAGCCGCUGGACAAGCGUGGCUGGGUCGUCGUGGCAAGCCUGGCUUCAGUAUUCUUCGGAUUUGACAACUUCUUCGUGGCCCAUGCUGGAAACCUGUUCAAGCCGAUCGAGUAUAUGUCGGCAAUGCUUCUUAUGGUUGGCGUUCUCAGCGCACUCGGAAGCUUGCUGCUGGCCACCUUUUGCGAAAGCUUCAGGAGCGAAGCCAAGCGCUGCGCCGAGCAAGCCUCGACUCUGAAGUUGGUUUGGUUUCUUUGCAGCGGGGCGUUCAUCGCGUUAGCACAAACAUGCGGCUGCUUAAGCUUUUCCUUGGACGAGGCGAACUCAGGACCAAACCAGUCUGUUGUGGUUGCCAACGUUCCUCUUGUGGGCUUCUUCUUCUACAUGUACAGCAGAGAGACCUUAUCAAGGCAGCAGAUCAUGGGAUGUUUCCUGAUCAUGGCUGGUGUCAUUUACAUGUCUGGCCUGUUGUCACAUCCCGCGGACGAUCAGUCCGUCCUGCAAGAUCGAUCCUUUCUUUGGAUAUGCGUUUCGUGUGGCUUCUACGCUGCCUCCAUUAUCACCAUCCGCUUAGCUGGUGAAGCCGAUCUACCUUCACGGCCAAAAACCGUCAGCAUCGUGUUCUUGUCUGGCCUGCUAGGUUUCAUACUGCUUCGACUGCUUCUGUCAGACGGAAGCUACAUUUGCGUGCUCAGUCCUGCAACUCUGGUCUGGCCUUUGUUCAAUGCCUUGGCAUCCAUGUUGGGGCUAUUCUCAGUCGUGGUGUCCUACGAAGUCCCGGACUCGAAGGCUGCGUUGGCCACUGCAAUCAUCGACAGCAAUUCGGUCCCUAUGUGUAUCCUGAACUUUAUCUUGCUCGGCAAAGUGCCGAACAUGUCCAAGCUGAUCGGAAUGAUCAUGGUAUUGCUCGGCUGCUCCUUGGCGUCUCUGAAAUCUGAGGCCAAUGAAAUGUACAAGGUUUUGCCGUCUUACCCAGUUGAGACCGCAACGUGA